This is a messenger RNA of Dinoponera quadriceps, 730 nucleotides long. RefSeq names its product gamma-secretase subunit pen-2 (gene pen-2). The coding region runs from base 248 to 553 and encodes 101 amino acids. The transcript is spliced from 3 exons. Gene Ontology annotation, cellular component: gamma-secretase complex. Gene Ontology annotation, biological process: Notch receptor processing. The record is from RefSeq and is a predicted model, not a curated record. NCBI's taxonomy places the organism in Eukaryota, Metazoa, Arthropoda, Insecta, Hymenoptera, Formicidae.
AUCUUGGGAGCGUGGCGAGAUGCUCGUGAGUCGGAAUUAUCUGUACCUUCUUUUUCUUUUUUCUCCGCGUUUGUCAACGUUCCUUGCGAUUUAUCAUGAUUAAUCACGGGUGAACUCGAUCGUGCCGAUCGUUGCGUCGAAUUGUUUAGCAGAAGAUACGGCGAGAGAAGGCGAGUGAAACGAUCGUGCGAGACAAGUGAUAGGAGUAUAGGUUAGGAGACGUUUCUCGACCAACGUCGUCGUCGCGAUGGAUCUGGCCAAGGUACCGAACGAGAGGAAAUUGUAUCUCUGCAAGUGGUACUUUCGUGUUGGUUUUGCACUGUUGCCGUUUCUGUGGGCUGUGAAUGCAAUUUGGUUCUGGAAAGAGGCCUUUGUUGAGCCAUCAUACGAGGAACAGAAACAGAUUAAGAAAUAUGUGAUAUUGUCUGCUAUAGGAGCAGCAAUUUGGGCCACUGCUUUGCUGGCAUGGACAAUUACCUUUCAAACCCAAAGAGCCGCUUGGGGUGAAUUCGCCGAUGCUAUCAGCUAUAUAAUUCCCACUGGUAUUCCUUGAUGAUUUUAAUAUCGAUAUAUUGUUAUAUAAUUGCGCAAUAUAAUUUAUCACAGACACGUAACAAAUAAUUUUUGUAUAUUAUUAUAUUAAGCUUGUAAUAUAAUUGUACUUGACUCACAGCAAAAUUUUAUAUCCAGCGUGUAUCAUUGGCAAAAUAAAACAACCUUUUUUAUAGUA